GGGAUUUUCAAUUCUUGACACAUCCUGGAAUUUUUUUCAAUAAAUAUUUCGAGGUACUCAGUUGCAGUUUUUCGCAUUGAAAUGACGUCAAUAAUUAUUUGUCGCUGGAUUAUUUUUUUUCUGGGGAUACUUGAAGUAACUAGUGACCUAGAAUACAAAUUUGUGAAUGUGAUUUUUCGCCAUGGAGAUCGAACUCCGACGAAUAAACCUUACGAAUCAUUUCGAACAAGUCCAUAUGUAAAAUCGGAUUUUUAUCCUUAUGGUCAUGGACAAUUGACAAACAAAGGAAAGCAACGUGUUUAUGAACUCGGUAAAUACAUGCGCGAACGUUUUGGCCAGUUUCUGGGGGAUCUAUACGAUUCUAAGGUGGUAUUCGCGCGUAGUACUUAUUCUGACAGAACGCAAAUGUCUCUUCAAGUGGCGAUGGCGGGUAUGUUUUCCCCUGGUCCUUCUCAAAAAUGGAAUUCAGAACUAAAUUGGCAGCCAGUGGUGAUGUAUAUUCCAUCACCUGAAGACGACUUUUUGUUUUUCUACAGAACCCCGGAGUUUCAAGCGGAGUGCGUUAAUGCCCUAAAAGUUCUGCAACUUCAGGAAGAAAUUGAAAAAUUCAGUGAUUUUGGGAAAAAUCUGAGCGAAUGGAUCGGCGCUCCAAUCACGGAUAGUAAACACUAUAAUUUUGUUUAUCAUGGUUUAGCGUCACUAGAGUCCAUGGGAUAUACUCUUCCGUCAUGGGCUUCAGCGAUUUUUCCCACUGGUAUAUUAUUAAAGGCUGUCGAUCAACAAUAUAAAGUACUAAAUUACAACAGGAAAAUGAGGUGCCUCGGUGGAGGAAUGGUUUUAAAGAAAUUUACAGAUAACAUGUUAACUACUGCGAAUAAAACUAGGCAUUCAAAAUUGAAGAUGGAAUUACUAGCCGCCCACGACAUAAACAUCGUUUCGCUGUUGAAAAUUCUUGAUGUCUAUAAACCUCAGGUACCAGAAUAUGCCAGCGCAAUUUUCGUUGAAUUACUGGCGGAUGGUGAUCAACAUUUUGUCAACAUUCAUUAUUACCUGGGGAGCCCAUCUGUGACAGAAUCCCUAAGAAUCCCCGGAUGUGAACAACUAUGUCCCCUGGAAAAGUUUGUGGAACUACUUGGCAGUUCCAUGCCAACGGCUGAGAAUAGCUGUUGACCAGGAUGGCUUCCACUCAAAAAUAUUUUCUAUUACUAGUAUUCGUGUAGUCAAUUAAAUGUAUCGGUCAUCACAAACGUGUUUAUUAAUCUUUAUAGUGUAAUGACUCCAUUAUGAAGGUCAACACUUUUUCACCACACGAAACGAAAUUUUAGGUAGAAAUUAAACUUCAAGGGGGUGGAACGAGGAACCGUAGUUGCGCGAGGGAGUUGCGCAUGAAACUCCCACGCGUGGGAUUUUUACCCCGGUCUGGCAUUUUAUUUAAAUAUUUCAUUUGACUUGUGUUGCUGCUAUGGUAUUGUGUUGAAAAAAAAAUCUAAAGUGUUAAUAGAAUUAAUAAAAACAUUGUUGUAGUGCUUUUGUAUACUAUAGUGUUACUAUAUUUUGUAUACAUCAUUACAACUGCUACCUACAUAAACAAAUGCAACACGUUAUUAAAUAAAAUUAUCUAAAAAAGUGAGAAA
Messenger RNA from Diachasmimorpha longicaudata, 1634 nucleotides. RefSeq names its product venom acid phosphatase Acph-1-like. Gene Ontology annotation, molecular function: phosphatase activity. Gene Ontology annotation, biological process: dephosphorylation. The record is from RefSeq and is a predicted model, not a curated record. The transcript has 6 exons. Bases 82 to 1170 code for a protein of 362 amino acids. NCBI's taxonomy places the organism in Eukaryota, Metazoa, Arthropoda, Insecta, Hymenoptera, Braconidae.